CAGAUUUUUAAAAAAUACAAUGUCUAAUGGUUAUGAAGACCACAUGGCCGAAGACUGCAGGGAUGACAUCGGGAGAACAAAUUUAAUAGUCAACUACCUCCCUCAGAACAUGACCCAGGAUGAGUUGCGAAGUCUGUUCAGCAGUAUUGGUGAAGUCGAGUCUGCAAAACUUAUUCGGGAUAAAGUCGCAGGACACAGCUUGGGCUAUGGCUUUGUGAACUAUGUGACUGCAAAGGACGCGGAGAAAGCAAUAAACACACUGAAUGGCCUGCGGCUCCAGUCCAAAACCAUUAAGGUGUCAUAUGCUCGCCCAAGCUCAGAGGUCAUCAAAGACGCUAACUUGUACAUCAGCGGGCUCCCCAGGACCAUGACCCAGAAGGAUGUGGAGGACAUGUUCUCUCGAUUCGGGCGAAUCAUCAACUCCCGAGUCCUUGUGGACCAGACGACAGGUUUGUCCAGAGGGGUUGCGUUUAUCCGGUUUGACAAACGGUCGGAAGCAGAAGAGGCAAUUACCAGUUUCAAUGGUCAUAAACCCCCAGGUUCCUCUGAACCCAUUACAGUGAAGUUCGCAGCCAAUCCCAACCAGAACAAAAAUGUGGCGCUGCUCUCCCAGCUGUACCACUCGCCAGCUAGACGGUUUGGAGGCCCCGUGCAUCACCAGGCACAGAGAUUCAGGUUCUCCCCUAUGGGUGUAGAUCACAUGAGUGGGCUUUCUGGUGUCAAUGUCCCAGGAAACGCGUCUUCAGGCUGGUGCAUCUUCAUCUACAACCUUGGUCAAGAUGCCGAUGAGGGAAUCCUCUGGCAGAUGUUUGGCCCCUUUGGCGCAGUCACCAAUGUGAAAGUGAUUCGCGACUUCAACACCAACAAGUGCAAAGGCUUUGGUUUUGUGACCAUGACAAACUAUGAAGAAGCCGCGAUGGCCAUAGCAAGUCUGAACGGCUACCGCCUGGGGGACAAAAUCUUACAGGUUUCCUUCAAAACCAACAAGUCCCACAAAUAACUCACUCAUGCUUUUUUGUACGGAAUAGAUAAUUCAGAGUGAAGAAGUUGAAACUUUUUUGUUAGUGUACAACUCAUUUUGCGCCAAUUUUCACAAGUGUUUGUCUUAGUCUAAAUGAGAAGUGAAAAGGUUUUUAUACUCUGAGAUGCAACCAACAUGUUCAAAUGUUUGAAAUCCCACAAUGUUAGACCAACUUUAAGUUUCUUAAGUUAUUUCCUUUAAAAUAUAUAUUAAACAGAAAUCUAAGUAGACUGCAUUGACUAACCAGUCCCUCGGGAUGGUGGUGAAACUGAAGCAUGCUUUAACUUCUAAGACUGUCUAACACCAACUUCAUUCGGUGUCUCCACAAACUGGAUUAAAAAAAAAUGACCUUUUAAUUUUCGUUUUUAAACUAAAGAUGUUAGACAGAUGCUGAGUGUGCGUUUUCUCAACUGCUUCAACAUUUUAAGCAGUUUCUGCUUUGGUUGACAUGAAAUUGCUUCCCCAAGCAGGUCCCAUUGCCACCUUCUGGUCACUCAGUCCUGGGUUCUGCCAAGUAGUCCUGACAGUGGCCGAGGGCCACCACUGGGGACAGGGCCACAAGCUGGGUCAGGCCCUCUAAAGGAGAACACAAUGUUUUCUAAGCCCAGACGUCAAUGGGAACGGACCAAAGAGUUUCAGGGAAACUCCAUAUAUUCCUGAAUCAGAUCUAAGCCCCAGGCACUCCUGAAGAUGUGUAGCUACUCUGACAUUCUGAGUUCCUGUCCACACAUUGCAUGCACGGUGCCCCACACAUCAGAUAUUGUUGUUCACAGCCAUUUCUCCAGUUUCCAAAAGCAUUUAACAUAGCUCGAAUGCAUAAGAUAGCUCUAUUUUUAAUAACAUGAACAUUUGAGCAUUAUAUUUCUCAUAUCCCUUGUGAGUGCUAGACUUUUUCUACUUUAGUCUGAUUUUGUUUUGAAACUUUGCUUUCAUAUGAACACUCAGCAGGAAAGUACUUACUUCUUGCCAAUUAUCUAUUAACAACGAAAAAAAGAAAACCUUUGAUUUGUAGUUUUAAAGAUUAACCCUCAAAAAAGUUCUCUUCAUUAUUGCUUUGACAUUUUGGGUUGUUCUGUUAAUUUUCUUUUGCUUUUUUGUGUUUUUUGUUUGUUUUUACUUUUGCAUUUAAGACCAUUAAAUUUGAUUUUGUUUUGCUCAAAUUUUGUUUUGUUUUUUAUUUUACCUUUUCUUUCUUUUUGGCUAGGCAAGAUACAGACGGCCCAGCAUUCAGGGAGGAUAUAUAAGAGCUUAAGGAACAAAUACUUGCCUCAAGACAAAGCAUUUACAAAUCUGUCGUAUAGGAAUGUGCAGUCACAGAUGGUGUGUUUUUAAAAUGGGGAGCCAGUAGGGAGAAUCUGACAGGGCCUGCGAAGUAGCCAGGACUAGAUCUCCGGGCAAUUCUUAAGGAGCAUGAUCCGAUUUUUAUAAAUAUCUAGUGUACAGUGAGAAUAAAAAACAGAAUAACUUAGUACCAGCAGUUUUUAACUUUGACACAAGACUAAACGUAAUAAUAGGCUGUUUUUUAGUUAUUGAGAUCAUGGAAUUGCAGCAUUAUUUAUCUAUUAGUCUAUUUAUUUACGUGGGGGAGGGGAAAGGCCGAUAGGCACAGCCUUCUCCAAAAAAAGAUCAGUGUUCUGAGAAGCCCAUGAAAAAAUUUUGAGGCUAUUACUCUCAUACUUCCGUGAGGGGCUACCAGCUGCUUGCAUUAUUCUCCCAAAUUUAAGAUGUUGCCAUGUUCUUUUCCCAUACAAGGCCAAGUUCAUACCUUGAGGCCUUGUCUCAUAAAUUGCCAUGGAGGGCCUCCUCCCUCCAGCAGAAUUUCCCAGAUCCUAAGUCAAAGCCAGCUUGCGUGCCUCCUAAAACCCCAAACAUAGAGAUUGUCCCCGCUCUGUUGCCCCAGAGUGCUCUUCACCCUGGGACUGGCAUGUUUUUCUGGAAAAAUAAGCCUUUCAGGUGGUGCAACCUUGGGCCAACAUUUCCUCAGAGAUAAGAUUCCCAAUUCUAAAACCAACCCUUAAAUCUCAUUGACACACAUUCCUGUCAGCCCUCACUCGUGCUCAUUUUAUUACAAGGAUAAUAUAAAAUGCAAACGAGAUGAUGGUGGGCUCGCACCCAGCACCGCAACUUCUUUCCUCCCCUCCCUUUUAUUUGAAACAGAUUGAUUGUUCUGAUGUUAGGUCAGAUGAAGAGGAGAUGUAGAGUACAUAUGAGCCUUUGAAAGUUGAGUUUCUCAGGUCAUUAAAAUUCUGUUACAUGGUCACCUCACCACUCUUUGAAUAGCCUUCUAACUAAAAACCCCAAUGUGUUUCUUUGGGAGUUUUGAUGUACAGGUGUGUGGAACGAUUCUGUUUUUGACAUAUUCCUCCUGAAAAGCAAUUGUCACUCCCAUCCAGGUACCAGAUGCUGGCCCUGUGUCUAUAAAGUUCAUUACAUCUCUAGGCUUGUUUGCAAAAGGAAGAUUUAUUUUUUAAAAGUCACAAUCCAAAAGAAACCAUUUUUCAAAAUUUACAUUUUUAUUUAUAUUUGUAUUUUGCAAAAUGAGUGAUCUUAUUUGGGAAUUUUGAUGGAAAAAAUAAGAGUAGAUAAAGUUAAUUUAUCACAAGUUUGGUUUGGUACAUAAAUGACCAAAGAAGCCUUGGUUGAAUUCUCUUUUGUCCUGUGUAACUACCCUAACAAUUGUUUGCUAAACAGCUCCCAACUUGUGGACCUGGUUCCAGUUGAGUUCUCUUAUUUUUAACCCUUGGCUUCUGGAGCUUUUCAGUGGAAUAUGCUAGGCCAUGAUCUUCUGCGCGACUAUGCCUCUUACCAGCAGGUAGGGCUGGGUUGGUCUGUCAUCUUUGUUCAGAAGGUGAGUUUUUCCCUUGCCAAAGGCAGCUGACUUAACCUUGGAGAGUCUGCACUUGGUGUUAAUGCUAGAAACCUCUGCACAGGCUGCUGCAGGAGUUGGUGCCUCUGAGCUGGCAACUGAGCGGUCCCUACUGGAUCAGAUAAGUAGAAGAAUCCUAUGAAAGUUAUUGGCAAUAACUUAUUCUGGUUGGCCUCCAAACUAGGGCCAUUCUAGGGCCAUUGACUGACCUGAGUCCACUGUUGGGCUUGAAAAUCAAAGUUAGCUUCACCCAGCUAGCUGUUCCAUUUUACAUCUGAUGCAGCCUGAUUUUUUUCUCUCUACUUAUUGCAGCCUUCCUGUGUUGGAUAAAAAAGAAUAAGAAUAAGCUGCCCCACCCCCAACCCCUACCCCAGUCCUCCACCAGAAAUUCUUCCCAUCUUCCCAAGACCUAAGGCACCUACUUCCCUCCCAUUCAUCAGAUUUCCAGGCCAGCCACCAACUAAGGUUGCAAGUGCUUUGUGUUGAGUGGCAUUGAUAAUUGACCCUUUCUUACAAUAGCAGUAGAACUUGAAUCCCAGAUCUUCAGCGGGGUUCAAGGUUCUAAACCUUUUGAUUUGCCUCUGACUUCUAAUGAUUGUAUUGUAUAUUUUCCCACAACCUUUUGGUGACAUAGUUCAGUUUUCUGCUUGGUUGUUUUUAAAAAAAGAAAAUUUACUUGUAAGUCACCACCAGGACCUAUGUUAGGCUAACCAGUGGUCUGAGCAGUGAUUUUGAGAGGACUAUAUUUCACUUCCCCCUACCCCCAGAAGAGAAAGCUUGUCCAUUGGUUGGGACCACCUCGUUACCAUGUAAUGUUCUGUUUAUAGUGACUUGCUCUGGGGGAGGGGGACUUUCCUGACCGGUCCCCUUGUUGUACAGUAGAUGAGUAGACAUUUUGUAUAUUAGUGUUUUAAGUUACUGAUUUGUUUUAUAUAAAAUAAUUUAUUUUUCAGAUACCAUUUUUCAUUUUAACUUUGUUUUUACAUGGGUUUGUUUUCAAUAAAGUAUGACACUGCUGUCCAAAGUCAACAAUAAAAUGAAUCCCAUUGUGUUAUUUUGAGGAUGCUUAUGUAAUUAGCUUAUUGUUAUUAUUAUUAUUAUUAUUAUUAUUAUUAUUAAUUUUCAAGGGGGAAAAAAGCCCUCAGUUUUCCAUCUUCCUAUUUCCCUUUUUAUCCUUGUGAAUAAAUGUUCUUUAGUGUUUUAAGAGGAAAAAGCAAACCUAGAUUUUGAUAAUACAGAAGAUUUCAGAUUAAUAAAGAAGCUUUGAAAGAAGACCAUUUUUCAAAAUUUUAGUGAAGUAUGAAUAUUUUUUGUCAAUGGCUUUCUCAAAGAGAAUGAAACUUUUGCACCAUUUUCAGAGUUUUUAUAGAGAUGCCAAAUUGAUAUAUUUACAUGUAAUGGAAACAUGAAAAAGUUUUAUUAAACAAUUGUUCAUAGCUGUGUAGACAUUUUAAUUCAGUUUCCAAAGCUCUCAAAGCGUAUUUUUGGAGUACGGAGUGAUAACAGUUUGGGAUAUGAUUCCAAACAUUCGAUUGUCCAAAUACUUAGUUCUUUCCACAGGUAUCAGGUUUGUGUUAAACACUGUAUGUGAACUAUGACUGGAAUUCUGUGAUAUUUUGGUAAUAAAUGAAGUGGGAUCAUUGA
Myotis brandtii (Brandt's bat) is the source of this 5531-nucleotide messenger RNA. RefSeq names its product ELAV like RNA binding protein 1 (gene ELAVL1). The transcript has 5 exons. The record is from RefSeq and is a predicted model, not a curated record. Bases 20 to 1000 code for a protein of 326 amino acids. Gene Ontology annotation, cellular component: ribonucleoprotein complex. Gene Ontology annotation, molecular function: RNA binding. Lineage: Eukaryota; Metazoa; Chordata; Mammalia; Chiroptera; Vespertilionidae.